Messenger RNA from Brachypodium distachyon (stiff brome), 942 nucleotides. RefSeq lists its product as uncharacterized. The transcript has a single exon. The record is from RefSeq and is a predicted model, not a curated record. Bases 249 to 644 code for a protein of 131 amino acids. Lineage: Eukaryota; Viridiplantae; Streptophyta; Magnoliopsida; Poales; Poaceae.
AGCUGUGUCACAUUGCUCGAUCGACAGCCCGCACAUUCAUUCACUUUGCCUUUGCUUUAGCCUUUCUGCUGUAACUUGCAAGGAACGUCGGAGUUGGAGCAGGAGGCCAGCCGGACUGAGAGAGAGAGAGAGAGAGAGAGUACUAGUACUUGUUGCCCUGCCGGACACCAGUUUCUUCCUCCCCUGCGCGCAAGGGGGCCAGGCCAGGCCACAGCUCGAGAUCGCUCGCAUCGCGGCCGGCCACGGAGAUGGCGACCAGGUGCUUCUUCCCAAGGGACGCGGCGGGCGGCCACGGCCAGUCCAAGGCGGCGGCCGAGGCGCUCGAGCAGCUGCACAACGGCGGCCGCGUCCUGUCCAGGGAGGACGUGGGCGGCGCGGUGCGCGUCAAGAUCGUGGUCAGCAAGCGCGAGCUGAAGAAGAUGGUGGCGGCGCUCGGGGCCGGCGCCGGGGGCGAGGCGGCGGCGGCGCCGGGGGACCGCCGCGGCGGCCGGCAGCGUGCGGCGGCGGGCACCACGGACGCAGAGCAGAGGCUGCUGUCGCUCCGGCGGCGCAGCAUGCGGAGGGCGGCGGAGGAGACGCGGCGGAUGCAGGCGAGCGGGGAGUGGGAGCCCGGGCUGCAGAGCAUCCCCGAGGAGGUUUACUGAGUCUGAGCAUAAUAGUAGUAGAUGGCGUCGUUGAUGAUGGUCAAUCACUUCACUGAUCAAGGUUGGGUUUUGUUUUGAUAACUUCCUGCUAAAUGCUAGACGUAUGUGUACAGCGAUCUUGAUUCCGAAUGACUCUUCCGGAUCCUUAAUUAUGAGGGCUAAACGUUUGGUUGAUCCUCCUACUCCACGAGUCUGUGCAUUUUUUUCUCCUGUGAAUUUUUCGAGAUGAAAACAAGGAGAGGUGUUUGGACCAUAAUGCAAGUGCUGUAUUAAUCUGAUAAAUUCUUCUGGUAUCUUA